AUGGCAACUGUUGUAUAUCAAGGUUUUCAAUCUCAUUUUGAGUCUCAACACUUUGAGCCAAGAACUCUAAGACUCAGACUCUCUUCUCCUAACAAUCCUCACUUAACCACAGUCCCUCUCAAAUCCCAUUUCAUAGACUCACCCAUCACUCCACCAGACACCACUACUACCGUUAAUGCAGCAUCCUUGUCCUCAUCAGAUCCCAACGCGGGCUCUAACUCCGGAAGCUGGAGCAUCCUCGAGUCCCUCUCAAACUCAAGCUCUGAUAAUGAUAAAGAGAAGAAGACGCUAUUACCAUACAUUCAACCUCCAUCUUCUCGUAGAACUCUCAGCGAUGAAAGCUUAGCAUUGUGCACUGAAAGCCUAGGGAGCGAGACGGGCUCUGAUGUCAUUGACGAUCUUGAGUUCCUCUCAGGUUCGUCCGAGUUACAAACCAUGGAAACUAGAAUGUCGACGACACCAAGAUCAUCACGAGAAGAUAGGAAGAGGAAUGCCAUCGCUUCACUUCCACCUCCUUUGACAAGUAUGAGAGGUUUUAAUUCCAUUCAAGUCAAGUCCCACCGUGAAGAUGGAAGAUUGGUAAUGACGGCCACGACACCUCCUCCCCGCAAUCGAUGCUUACAGGACCGAAGUAAUGGCUGCGUCCGACUCGCUAUCUUGAUUGAUUCUGAUGACCACAUAGAGACAGAGACCAAAAAAGAAGAAGAAGAAACGAUCGAGAUAGAGAGAGAUAACGAAGAAGAGAAUCAAGAAUACGAGGAAGAAGAUGAAGAAAAACAAGAAAUCGAAGUGAUGGCUGUUGAGAGAAGUCAAAUAUCAUCAAGAAGAUGUGUUCAAGGGGAUCGAGAAAACAGAGGAUUUCUAAAUUGGGAAUCUUUAUGUGUUGCCACUUCCUAA
Microthlaspi erraticum is the source of this 897-nucleotide messenger RNA. NCBI's taxonomy places the organism in Eukaryota, Viridiplantae, Streptophyta, Magnoliopsida, Brassicales, Brassicaceae. The record is from the annotation of a GenBank genome assembly.